AUGGUCCCGCUGCUGGCGACCGACGACACCGCUGUCGCAGCGGAGAUCAAUGCCCUGGCGGCCAGCAUGCCCGGCGGGGCCAGUCGGGACAUGGACGAGCUGCUGUACGACCUGGGAACUCUGGCGGCGGCACCACCGCCGGCCGGCCCUGCUGCUGCUGAUGGUGAUGACGACAGGAUAGGCGCCACAACCGCGAUGGGGGCAAUGGGUGCUUGCGCGGACGCGAAGGUACUGGAGGUGCUCGUACCGCACCUCCUGAGUUAUGUGGAGGCCAUGGGUUUGUCCGCUACUGCAGCAAGCAUUCGUACGGGACUGACGCCGCCACCGCUGCCGUUGACGCCAACGCCGCUUUCCCGGCUACAGCCUCAGCGUAAGGAACAGCAGCAGCAGCAGCAGCAGCUAAGGGGAGUACUUCAUGUUGCGGCGGUGGGCCAGGAGGCGGCGGGGGUCGCCAAUGAUGAGCGCGACGGCGACGACGACGACCGCCGUCGCGAGGGGGCCGCCGGCUGCCAGUACGGUGGGAGAGGUGGCAAAAUGCAGCUCGAGGGAGGCAGUGGCGGCAGUGGCGGCGGCGGCGGCCUGCGGCUCUCCGCAAUUAUGGCCGCCGUGUUGCAGGUGCUGGGGCUGCAGGCCGUGUCCACCUCGGCAGCGGCGUCGUACGAGGUGUUCUUGAGAGCUUGGAACGUGACGCAAGGGCACACAAUGUGA
Volvox carteri f. nagariensis is the source of this 708-nucleotide messenger RNA. RefSeq lists its product as uncharacterized. The transcript has a single exon. The record is from RefSeq and is a predicted model, not a curated record. The coding region runs from base 1 to 708 and encodes 235 amino acids. Lineage: Eukaryota; Viridiplantae; Chlorophyta; Chlorophyceae; Chlamydomonadales; Volvocaceae.